Molecule: messenger RNA, 2472 nt
Organism: Chelmon rostratus (copperband butterflyfish)
Lineage: Eukaryota; Metazoa; Chordata; Actinopteri; Chaetodontiformes; Chaetodontidae
Product: transmembrane protein 150A-like
Exons: 8
Coding region: 350-1171 (273 amino acids)
Source: RefSeq, a predicted model, not a curated record
UCGAGUUUAAAAGCUCACACGUGAUAAUAAAACACGAGAAAAGCACUAAUUUCCACACUCUGGCGGCUGGGAAGCGAAUUAAAGCCGCACAAACAGUGUGUUGAAGGGGGGAGAUGUGAGCGCGUCCUGGGAGGAGUUUAGUCACAGCCUCCACCUCAGCCCAGCACCACCCGGCUGCAGACGGAGCAGAGCCGGACCGGCUGAUGAAUGGAGGCCUGAGAGCGCACCGCCCGGUCCUGAUGUGAUCCAGAGAGCAGCCGCUGCGGGGACUCCGAGUCUGGAGGAGCUGAGAUGAAGAGCGGAGCCUGAAGCUUUUCCCACCCAGCAAACGACAGUGCAGACCUCCAUCAUGUCCCUGUGGAUGAUCCUUCCUGUCAGCCUGCCCGUCUUCACCAUCACUGGAAUCUGGGUUGUAUAUGCGAUGGCCCUGUACAACCAGCAUGUCUGCCCCGUGCACAACUGGCUUUAUAAUGCGUCCUGUGAGGAGAAGCUUCCUUUGCAGAGGGGUCCUGUUCUGUGCUGCACUCUGGACAACAUCCCACUCAUCAGUAAAUGUGGAACUCUCCCACCUGAAAGCUGCUUCUUCAGCCUCAUCUGCAGCACCGGCUCCUUCAUGGUGAUGCUGAUUGGUCUGCUGCGUUACGCUCACGUCAUCGAGAAGCACCAGAACUGCAUCCUCAACACGGCCGGGCUCUCCACCGCCUGGAUCUGUGCUGCCGGCCUCAUCAUGGUGGGAAACUUCCAGGUGGAUUUUGCCAAAGUCCUCCACUACGUUGGAGCUGGCGUGGCGUUCCCCUCCAGCAUGCUGUUCGUGUGUCUGCAGUCGGCUCUGACCUACAGGCUGGCCAAGACCCAGGACGAGUACCGAGUGGGCCACCUGCGUGUGGGGAUGGCCCUGCUGGCGUUGAUCGCCCUGGUGCUCAGUGGAGUCUUCUUCUGCCAGGAGAGCUUCGCCCUGCAGCACGCCUCCGCCAUCUUUGAGUGGAUCUACUGCAUGCUCAUCAUGCUCUUCUACGGGACUUUCGCCUUCGAGUUCGGGGGCAUGUCGGGGGACACCCUGAUGGUCCUGUCCAGAGGAGGGGCGGUGCAGAGCUUCCCCACCUCUGAGCACAAGACAGAGGUGGGCGGCGGCUCCAGCCACCACCAGACAGAGAGCUUCUCGAUGCUGUAGCCGCGCCGCAGCGUGCUUCUGCACCCCUGGAGGUCAAAGGGCAACGCGUGGGCCCACCUGGAAGCUGCAUCCUGCACACCCUCACGCUCACUGCGGCUGCUGCACUCAGCUGUGACCAAAGACCGAGCAGAGACUUCAUUCCUGCUUUGCACAGUGUCGCACAACAAUGUAAGUGCCUGUUCUGAACACGAAGGCCAGCACGGAGUCACACGUGCACACACACAUGCACAGACCUCGCCGUUUGCUUUAAUCCUCCUCACGAAACAAUCGCUCUCUGAGUUCUUGGCUGGAGGUGCCUUUUAUCAGCCGGGAGGUCGUCGCUCCUCGCUGAGCAGAGGGCGGUUUGUUUCAGCGUUUAGACGCUUGGACGCCGAGCUCUGUAUUGUUUCAUACUCAGUACUCAGUUUUCUUACAUAAUCAGCUCUCGCUCUUUACCUCACGUGUAAGGUGAAGGUUUCUACAGGUUUCGACAAUAGAUGGAAAGUUACUGCGUGCUGAGAAUGAUCUGUUUUUAUUAAUGUGGUUUAAUUGUUGUACUUCGUUAAAACAUUUGGCUCAAAAUGAUGUCUGUCCUCCUGUUGGACGGUUUUUAAUGUAAGCUCAUCUUAUAUUUCCAGUUGUAAUAUCCACUCUAACAAGUCGCCGCCUCCUGUCGUCCAGAUAAGCUCUGCUGUAUAUUUUGUUGUAUCUCACUUCAGCUCUUUGCCAAAAACUCAUUGCUCUUCGCAACAAUGACAGUUUUAAUGGGACCAAGCGGUUUAUUGAGGAGGGAUGCCGUCAUGCUGUAUUUCUUUAUACACAGAUACGUUUCAUUACGAAUGCAGAGAACAAAGGAAUUAAAGCAAAUGGGGGAAAAAGAUUAAUUCCUCUUUUUUUAUGUGGUUUUCUUCCUAUUCGCAGACUUAAAGAAGAAAUCACGCCUCUUGUCAAAAUGUUUUAUUGCUCAUAUUUACAUAUUUUUCCAGGACUGAAGACAGACGAUGUGCACAGAAAGAGAUCUCUGAGGUUACAGCUUUACAGGUUUUUACAUCUUAUUGUUGCAGGUCCUGAUAAAAUUUACUGUUUUCGUGUCUAAUGAUGAAAAACUUAAACAGCACUUUCAUCUCAAACAACAACUUUAAAAGAAAAUAUUAUAACAAGUUCAGAAAACAGGUUUGUGCUUUGAUUUCCUACUAAAACUCUAGAACUGUAAACCCGUCAGUCUCUACUGAAUGCAUUAAUGUUAAGAUCUUUAAAGCCUUCGGAAGCUGCAGACACUCCGCCUGCAGCCAGCUGUCUAUCGUACAGAAAUAAAUGUUCAU